Cylindrotheca closterium is the source of this 1296-nucleotide messenger RNA. Lineage: Eukaryota; Bacillariophyta; Bacillariophyceae; Bacillariales; Bacillariaceae. The record is from the annotation of a GenBank genome assembly.
AUGAUCACUACAGCAAACCGACGGUGUAUAAUCUCUCUUGUCAUAAUUCUGGUGAAACUUUCAUCUGCCUGUCUAGAUGCCUUUACCAUCUCUUCUGCAGUCAAGGCACAUCAUUGUUCACAUCCAUCCAUUGAAUCCAAACCGUCCAUCCAAUCUCUGAAACAAGGAGAGAACCAAUACACUUCCCAUCUCUACAACGCACGAUUAUCCUAUCUGACUCUACGAGCUGGCGCUGUGGACAACAAUGCUGACAGUGAAGACCGAGACCGAUUGUCCGUUUCCAAAAUCGCUCAAGGCGUGAACACUUGGACCCAAAAGAAUUUCUUCCUGGCAGGACUCGUUGUGGUGCUUGGCAUGGCCAAGCUGUUUCCAUCAUGGGGUGUCAACGGAUCAUUCUUACGCCCCGAGCUAACCGUCGGCAAGUAUGGAGUUGGUCUAAUUUUCCUACUUUCAGGCCUUUCCUUGCAAGGAUCCGAGCUGACCAAGGCCGUAGCCAAUGUCAAGCUGAACGGAUUGAUUCAAGCGGCAAUAUUUCUUGCUUGGCCCUUUUUGGUGGGAUCACCGCUCAAGAAAGUGCUAAAUGUCUUUCAGGUGUUACCUCCGGGACUUGUCGACGGCUUGCUCAUCCUGACGUGCUUGCCCACUACGGUAAACAUGUGCAUCAUGCUCACGACGGCUAGUGGUGGAAACGUUGCAACAUCAAUUUGCAAUGCUGUCAUCAGCAAUAUGGCUGGGAUACUAGUCACUCCCGCACUGUUGCUUCAUUUUUUUGGGACCAGCAUUCAAUUGCCCUUUGUUCAAAUGGUAGGAAAACUUUGCCAAAAGGUUCUUCUUCCAGUUGCCAUUGGUCAAGCACUGCGAGCGACCAAGGCAAAGGAAGUCUAUGAAAAGAAUUCCAAGGCAUUCAAAAGACUGCAAGAAGUCAUCUUGUUGGGAAUCGUUUGGAACGCCUUUUGCACCGCUUUCACAAGUGGACUCGGAUUGAAAUUCCAUCAUACUUUGAUUCUAUUGACUCUCCUACCAGCUUUGCACCUCGGAUCACUUGUAUUCCUAUUCAAGUUCUUUUCCAUCAAGACUUUGGGAUUCUCACGAGAUGAAAUCGUGGCAGCCAUCUUUUGCGCCUCGCAAAAGACACUGGCCUUUGGUUUGCCCCUGAUCAACACCAUUUUUGAAGGAAAUCCAAACUUGGCUUCCUUUGUGGCACCGCUCAUGUUUAUCCAUCCCCUGCAAAUGACGCUAGGAUCGAUUCUAGUACCAAGGAUAUCAAAGUAUACCAGUGGGGAUAAGAAAAUAUAA